Colossoma macropomum (tambaqui) is the source of this 1782-nucleotide messenger RNA. RefSeq names its product vitelline membrane outer layer protein 1-like. The coding region runs from base 895 to 1536 and encodes 213 amino acids. The transcript is spliced from 6 exons. NCBI's taxonomy places the organism in Eukaryota, Metazoa, Chordata, Actinopteri, Characiformes, Serrasalmidae. The record is from RefSeq and is a predicted model, not a curated record.
GUCAUGAAUUUAAUUAAAAAAAAUAAAACUUUAUUCAAAAAAUGCGGUCCCACGUUUUAAUGUCAUUACCAAAACACUAUUUUACCCCAUAGGUGGGGCCUGAUUUUAAGCACACCCCUAAAUUUCAGAGCAGGAAGAGAGGCUGCAUCCCUGUCCCUCUUGGCCACAGGGUAAGAUCCCAUUGCUUUGAAGUAAACGUGUCCCAAAGUCUGAAAAUCAGUGUGGAAAAUUAAGGAUUCUAAAACACGUUUUCUGCAAUUAAGUAAUUUUUUGUGCUUUAAUAAGAAGUAUGAUAAUUUUAUGUGUGUACAUCUGUUCAAAGCUGUGUUUGCUAGUCAUGCACUGGCUAGCAUUUUUGAGUUCCGCUCAAAAUUAGCUGAAAUUGUCACCACCGAAACAGUCAGUUAUGAAACAGUAUUCAUUGUUUUGGUGGAAACAAAAUGGAAUAUUCAGUCUUUUUAAAUAAACAUAAUUAAGUUAUAGGGUCACUCAAAGUAAAAGGAUUUUAGCCUAAUGUCCAAGUCAGUUAAAAUGUUUUAAAAUGCUCAGUAGAACGAACCAUAAAUACAUAUUCUUAUUCUUAUUCUUAUCCUUGUGUCUCCCAAAGAUUUCCCCCCUCCGAGCUUUGGAUCUUUUUCAUUCUUAACAAGAACUUUCUUGUGAUCAAUACAUGAUCAGGCCAUUGUUUUCACCCGUGUGGCAGACACCUGUUAAUUAGUGAAAUACCUCACAGGUUCAGUGCACUAUAAAAACAGCCUGUUGCUUCACAGAGACACAGACAGUCUGUUGGCUGAGCAGCGUCUACAUCUGUAUAGAAAACCAGCUUUUCUCGGUAGAAAAGACUGAGCGACCGUAAUACAGCACCACCUUAUUCACUGAGCCUAAUCUAACAGCAUGAAUCAGUUCCUCAGCAUCUUCCUGCCUCUGCUUCUGAUCUCCUUCGGGUUGCACGUUAGAGGGCAGUCCGCAGGAGGUGGUGCCAACCAGACUCGAAUUGCUGUCAGGGCUACUGUUGGAAAGAUCUAUGUGACAAAUGGGCAGGUCUGGGGCUCGUGGAGCAGUCAGCAGAUGUGUCCCACUGGCACCUACGCGACUGGUUUUAGCCUCAAGGUUCAGUCAUACCAGGGACUCGGACCCGAUGACUCCGCCCUAAACGGAAUUGCCCUUCGCUGCACUCCACCUCGCACGACUACUAGCCCCAUCACCGGCUAUUCAACAAUCAAUUCUGCCACAGGAAGCUUUGGAUCAUGGAUGCCAGAUAGGUGGUGCCCAAGUGGACAACUGGUGGCCUUUCAGCUGAGGGUGCAGGCUUAUCAAGGAAUAUUUUGGGAUGAUACUGCUGCCAACAACAUCAGGUUCAAAUGCACUGACGGUUCAGUGGUGGAGGGUGAUGGUACACCCUGGGGAGAAUGGGGUUCCUGGAGCCAGAACUGUGCUGGAAAAGGAAUCUGUGGCAUUUAUACUAGCGUGGAACCAUUUGGAUGGUCUUGGGACUACACCGCUCUUAAUGAUGUCCAGUUCUUCUGCUGUGAUUAAGGAUGAACUACUGACAUGAAGUGAAGAGCAGCACUCUCUCUCUCUCUCUCUCUCUUUAUUGCAUGAUCAAUUUAGCUACCAUCCUCCUUUUUUUUAAAUCAGUAUCCUAAAUACAUUAAUCACUAUAUUGCAUUAUCUUUGAAAUUUUAUGUUCAAAAGACUUCAGGUAUACUUACUGAUGAUUUUAUUUCUCUCUGUCAAAAACAUCUUAAUACAUAUCAAAAUAAAAUAAGCUUAUUUGUCUUA